UCCUUCCCCAUCCCCCGGUACUCCCGGCUUGAAUCGGGAGUCACUCCGGAUCUGCAGCCGAAUGACUUUACAUCUGUUUGACAGGAUCACUCGGAUCCGUCAGGAGCUGCCCGGCCGGGGCAGGCACUAGGUAUGGGUUCUGUUCCGUCCUGGCUGGUACCAGCACCGAAGUUACACACCAGUGAUCCCAGAUCUGGGACAACAAUACCCCAGCUCAUCUCCAGUACUCCCCUUGCUCAGGAGAAGCCUGCCUGCUCAACACCUCACAGAGCGUGCCUGGGACCUGCCUCAUAUCACACAUCCCAUGGAGUCCCUUUUCAUUUGGCAGACACAAGCUCUGCACUCCUGUUCUUCAAAAGAAGGGAAGGCAAGAUGAAGAGCUCUUUGCUGCUCUGCCUGGCCUUGGCCAUCUCCAUGGGACUCAUCCUCGUGGCAGGUUAUCCACGGGACCCUGAGGACAAGGAGUACGUGCUGGUCAAUAACAAGUGCAAGUGUGUAACAAUGACCUCAAAGUUUGUCCCCUCCAAGGAAAAUCCUGAUGAAGAAAUCCUGGUGAGAAACAUCCGCAUCAUAGUCCCCCUGAAGGCUCGAGAGAACAUCUCUGACCCCACAUCCCCCCUCAGAACCAAGUUUGUCUACCGAAUGACUGACCUCUGCAAGAAGUGUGAUCCCGUAGAAGUUAAUCUGGGUGGUGAGAGCUACCAGACCCAGCCAAGCAGCUCCUGCAGUGACCCUGAGAUCUGCUACACCUACAACAGGGACAAGUGCUACACCACAACCCUCCCAUUCCUCUACCAUGGGAAGGUUAAAAACGUUCCAGUAGCCCUGACCCCAACCUCCUGCUAUGCUGACUAACUCAGCCCUCUGCUCUGCCCAUGCCUGCUCACACUCUGCCUAUCCAAACACACCUCUACCACCCUAGCACCCA
Messenger RNA from Calypte anna (Anna's hummingbird), 928 nucleotides. RefSeq names its product joining chain of multimeric IgA and IgM (gene JCHAIN). The transcript has 6 exons. Gene Ontology annotation, cellular component: pentameric IgM immunoglobulin complex. The coding region runs from base 133 to 855 and encodes 240 amino acids. Gene Ontology annotation, biological process: humoral immune response. The record is from RefSeq and is a predicted model, not a curated record. NCBI's taxonomy places the organism in Eukaryota, Metazoa, Chordata, Aves, Apodiformes, Trochilidae. Gene Ontology annotation, molecular function: immunoglobulin receptor binding.